Messenger RNA from Prionailurus viverrinus (fishing cat), 552 nucleotides. RefSeq names its product family with sequence similarity 237 member A (gene FAM237A). The record is from RefSeq and is a predicted model, not a curated record. The transcript is spliced from 2 exons. Lineage: Eukaryota; Metazoa; Chordata; Mammalia; Carnivora; Felidae. Bases 1 to 552 code for a protein of 183 amino acids.
AUGGCCAAUCCUGGGAACAGAAGAGGGAUCUACCGCCCCUUGACCCUUACCUGCUCCCUGCUCAUUGUGGGAAUGUGCUGUGUGUCUCCUUUCUUCUGCCAUAGCCAGACAGACCUGCUGGCCCUUAAUCAAGCUGAUCCUCAGUGCUGGGAAUCUUCUUCAGUGCUCCUCCUAGAAAUGCGGAAGCCUCGAAUUUCUAACACUGUUUCAGGUUUCUGGGAUUUUAUGAUCUACCUAAAGUCAUCUGAGAACUUGAAGCACGGGGCACUGUUUUGGGAUCUGGCCCAACUCUUCUGGGACAUCUAUGUGGACUGUGUCCUCUCCAGGAACCAUGGCUUAGGAAGGAGGCAAUUGGCUGGGAAGGAAGAGGAGAUUGCAGCAGUGCGUCCACAGCACACAGGGAGAAAACAAGGUUCAUAUUCUCAGCAGCUAAGAACACCUUUCCUAAAGAAGAAAGAGUUGAUUGAAGGUGUGAUAAGCAUGCACUUGCACGGAAGUGGGUCUAAGCUCAUUGGGAAAGUCACCCGUGGCCUGGAAAUAAAGAGAAAGUAA